Molecule: messenger RNA, 481 nt
Organism: Paramecium primaurelia
Lineage: Eukaryota; Ciliophora; Oligohymenophorea; Peniculida; Parameciidae
Source: the annotation of a GenBank genome assembly
AUGAAUAAAUCUGAGAGUUUUCAUUAGGAAGUUCUUUCCCUCAAGGCAGAUUCUGAGAUCUUGUAGUCUCCUGAAAAAAAGGAUCUAAGAACACGAAAUAAUAUAAUUCCAGGAAUGUUUUAGGAAUAUAAAAGAACCUAUAUCAAAGUCCCUUAAGAAUCUAAAGAAUAAUUACAUCAACUUGUAUUCAAGGAAGGGUUUAAAAUUAAAGAAGUAUAAUACUGGAUUAAGAUUAAUAUAGGCUGCUUAGAAACUUUUCAUUAAAUAUGCAACAGCUAAAACAAUUGUAUUCCAUUUGAGAAAAAAGUUUGAAAAAGAAAGGAAGCAAGGAAGCAAAUUUUGUAGAUAUAUUCAAUUAAAGGGGAAGAUCUCCAUAAAAUUAAGAAUCAUAUCAAUAAUACAAAAAAAUCUAAUUUCUUCUGUUGAAUAUACUGUUCAACAUUAAUCAAAUGAUUAACCCUAUGAACAAUAAUAGAAAUGA